GUCGCCCUUGCAGCCGCGUUAGCUAGCGUGUUAGCCAGGCGAAACGUUAAUAAAGGUACAUUUAGUUUAUAUUAAAGUCGAAUUCAUUUUGAACCCGCGAUAGAUUAGAACACAUUCCCCCAACAUGCGACUCGUCUAACCUACACCGGCGGUCCAGGGGACAAGUUUAGAGCGGCAUUUAUGUUAGCAUUCAUGCUAGCACUGUUUAGCUAAACCACAGAGCUCGUGCCAUAUCGGGGUUAUUAACAGCAGCAACAAUAAUAAUAAUAAUAGUGAUAAUAAUCAUGGGGUUUUAUGAAGUGUACUCUCACCCGGUUUUAAUCCGGUAUAAAGCCAGUGUGUGUUCCCGGGCCAGUGUGUUUGUGCUGCUGGUGUUUCUGCUCACUUACAUCCCUCCUUUACUCAUCACCUACAGGAGCCAAGGGUUUUGGCUGAAGCAGAGCUCGUAUGAAGAGCAGCCUGUGGUCCAGUUCCAGUAUGAGAUGCUGAUGGUGGCGGUGACGAGUGUGACUGGAGAUUACGUAGCGUGGAGCACCUUCUCCAACUUCAACACCCUGCUGGGAGACAAUCUGCGCAUUCCCACUGUGUCCGUACAAGAGAUCGACAGAAAUGGUGAUGGAAAAGCAGACCGUCUGUCUCUGCAGCUGUCUGUCCCUCUGAACAGCGCUGAGCAGAUCUACAGCAUCCAGCUGCUGCUCACCUUCUCCUACCAGCUCCGUCGGAUGGCCGCGGUGGUGAUGCAGUCGAUGGUGCUGCUCCAGUCCUCGUCUUCUGUCCCCAUGUCUCAGCUCUUCAUCAGUGGAGAUCUGAGGCUGCAGCAGAAGGAGCCUCUCUCUCACCGCGGACUGCACACUGUUUAUAACGUGUCUGUGAUCGAUUCGGCGAGUCCUUUUGCGAGCUCGUAUGACCUCACCUCCAUCAUCAGGAACUACCAGGAGAGAAACCUAACCACUUACCUGUCCUGUCCUGUCCCAGUGUGGACGGUCGGUCGAGCAGCCAAUGCUCCGUUUCAGAUUAACGCAGAAAUCCGUUACCCGGUGGAGACCAUAACAUAUCCUUUACACGCUGCGUGUGUUUUAAUUGAAAGAACAUGAACACAUAAUGACAUACGUAGUGACAUCAUUACCCAACUGCUCUCUUUUUAAAAGCUUCUUCUUUUCAACUCAGAGGUUUCCAAACCUUUUUUUUGCCUUGAUUCCAAAUAGGGUUUAUUUAUUUAUCUAUUUAUUUAUUUUAUUAUUUUUAAAUGAGCCCAGACCUUGAUCUAAUUACUUUAACUUAAGUGUAUAAAGAGUAUUAGAGUACACACGGAAUUACGAUGUCACUAAUGUAGAUACUCUGCGACUGCGGAUCUCACAUAUGACUAAAACAGCACGUAUGACUUUAAAUGUGACAAAAUCCUAACAUGCAAAACCCCUCUGUAGUGUUUUGUAAAAUAAAUGAACGAAGACACAGGGUUGAUGGCGGGGUUCUCUCCAGACCCUGUGAUUUUGGGGAAACCUGUACCUAACGAGUGACGUGAGGAUGACGGGUCACCGGUAGGUAAAAGAACCAGUUUUGUUGCUUUGCAGCCUGAAAUGAAGACAAAGACAGUUUUUGUUUUAUUUAUCUGUAUUUACUCAGUGCAACUUUUAACAACCAAGUUAAAGAUAUAACAGCAACAUGUAAGUUAAAAAAAAUAAAAAGCGGAAUCACUGAUUAGGAAAAGGAUUUUUUUAUUGCUUUUUUUGCUGUAAUUUUAGUUGUUAUUUGUUUGUUUUACUGUACGUCAGAAACUUUACGAAGAUGCUGUCCCAUUGGGCAGGUCACUCCUGAAACAGAGAUUUUUAAUCUUGACACCCCUUUUCUACCAAAGUGAACCAGGCCUUUUGCUUUAAUUAAGCCUUUUGUCUGUUGGGAUAUGUCUCUACUAACUUUGCAUCAUCCAGACUUUGCAGUAUUAACCCACUCUUCUUUGCUGAACUGCUGAGUUAAAUGUGAUGGUGACUGUUUAUGAACUGUAGUCUUCAAGUCAUUCCUCAAAUUCUCAGUGUGGUUUAAAGUCUGGACUCUGACUAGGCCGUGCAAGGACAUUGAAGGAGAAAACAACCUUUUUUUUCCCCUGUAACCAGUGUGUGGUCAGUUUUGCGGUGUCCUUUGGGCAGCAAAUGUACGAAUUUGAUGGUAUUUUGCCCAAUCCAUUUUCCUUCUAUCCUGACAAGUGCUCAAAUCCCUGCUGCAGAGAAACACCCCUAUAACAGGAUAUUACCACCUCCAUGCUGUACUGUAGGAAUGGUGAUAUUUAGAUGGUGAGCUGGAUUGGAUUUCCACUAGACAUGUUGUUGUGGCCAAAUAGUUACGAUUUAGUCCCAUCUGACAACCUGAAUCUGUGCAAAGCUCAGUCGUGACUGCAUGUGGCCUUUCGUGAGGAGUUGCUUUUUUUUUUUUUUUGCAACCCACAAAAACCGCAACUGCUUCAGAGUUGCUGUGGGCCUCACGGUAGCCUCUCUGACCAGUUUCCUCCUGGGUCUUUUAUCCAGUUUGGAGCGAUAUCCAGUUCCAAGGAGAGUCCGUGUUGUACCAAAUAUGUUUCACUCCUUAAUAAUAGACUUGACUGUGCUUCUAGGCAGGGGCCUUGUGCCUGUGCAAACUUUAUUCUGGAGAUCUUUUCACAGUAUCUUGCCACCCACGGUUGAUGGCUUGCUUCAGUUGCACUGCCUGGGACCGAAGUGCCCCAGGUUCUCAUGUAGAGCUGAUCAAAAUAAUCACAGCUGAUCACAGUUGAAAGUCACAUGGCUUUGUGUGCCAUUGAGAAGGUGAUUAGCUUCACGUGAUUAAGCUUACAAGUCAUUUUUAGGAGGAGAGUGAUUCUGUUUUUAAUUCUUUCAAUUUUUUCCCUGACAUGUUGGUGUUAUAUCUUUCACACAGAUCUUAAAGGCACACUGAGUAAAUUGAAGCUGGAUGAAGCAAAACUGUGUCUGUCUGUCAUGGCUACAAAGCAACAAAAUGUGAUUAUUUUAAAGGGGUUGAUUGUUUUCUAUAGCCACUGUACCUGUACACACCAGUCUUGGUGUUGAGUGUGUUUCUCUUCCUUACCUGUGUGUGUUACGUAUCGCCCGGGGUUUUGGGAGACGCUGAAGUUCGCCUGGGUUCAGUACGUCAGCGUGUUGCUCAUCUUCAUCUGGAUCUUCCAGCGCAUCCAAACCUUCGUCUUCCACAACCGUGUCCUGCCCACUGUACCUGUCUCCCUGCACAAACCUCACUUCUCCUGACCUGUCUCUAUUUGUGUGUAUGUGUGUGUGUGUGCACAAUUUGAAUAGUUUUAUAAAAUUUUCUAAAAGCGUGUAAAUAUUUUGUACCUGUUUUAAUCACAGCCAAUAAAUGUGUUUGCUCAGA
This is a messenger RNA of Clarias gariepinus (North African catfish), 3375 nucleotides long. It is a transcript of the gene tmem231, whose product is annotated as transmembrane protein 231. Lineage: Eukaryota; Metazoa; Chordata; Actinopteri; Siluriformes; Clariidae. The record is from RefSeq and is a predicted model, not a curated record. The transcript has 6 exons. The coding region runs from base 285 to 1094 and encodes 269 amino acids. Gene Ontology annotation, cellular component: ciliary membrane; ciliary transition zone. Gene Ontology annotation, biological process: regulation of protein localization; cilium assembly.